Trichoplusia ni (cabbage looper) is the source of this 4181-nucleotide messenger RNA. RefSeq names its product BMP-binding endothelial regulator protein (gene cv-2). Lineage: Eukaryota; Metazoa; Arthropoda; Insecta; Lepidoptera; Noctuidae. The coding region runs from base 432 to 2444 and encodes 670 amino acids. Gene Ontology annotation, molecular function: protein binding. The transcript has 8 exons. The record is from RefSeq and is a predicted model, not a curated record.
GCAGCGACGCGCCACCGGCCAGCCUCGCCACUCAGUGCACGCGCUGCCUCGCCGCCGCCAGCCUGCGUGGACCGCCCGCGCCCGACCGGCCACCACGCUCCUACAUCGCUCCCGAUACACCCGACUCACUCGCGACAAUCCACUACUAUACAAUCUCCCUACAAUAAUUGUUACAAUAAAUAAAGAACUUUUUAAACUUUGAUAAUAAUUUAACACGUGAGUUUUGCCACAACCUCUUGUUUACAUUUUCCGAAGGUGCUAUUUUUUGUAUUAACGAGUUUUAAGUGCAUCGCAAGUGAAGUUAUUAUUUUUGAAGGUGCUGGAGGGAUCGCAAUAUUCAAUUUAAGGUGUUGCGGUCGUGUGGCGUGGCGCUCGAGUGUGAUGCGCGGCGGGCGGAGCGCUGGUCGCCGGCGCCGCGAGUAGUCGCGACCAUGCGGGGCCGAGCCGCGCGCGCCGCCGCCGCCGCCCUCAUCGUCUGCUCGCUUUUAACUACGGCACACGCCUCAUCCGCUGUCAUCAAAGGUCAGCGGGCGCCGUGCUCCAACGAAGGUGAGCCUGUGAAGCUGCAGGACGCCAGGCUGGAGCAGGACUGGAGUAGCUGCUUCCGUUGUAUUUGUAAGAACGGCUUCGUGGAGUGCCGGAGUGGUGUGGAGGAGUGCGGGCAGAUGGACGACUGCGCGGUGGUGAUGCCUCGCGAGGGUUGCUGCGCGAAGUGCAAGGGUUGCUGGUACAACGGCACGGAGCACGCGUCACACACCGACUGGAACGAGGACAACCGGGUGCUGAGGUGCGAGGCCGGUGUCAUCACUAUCACCAAGCCCGAGUGCUACGUGCCCUGCGAUAGGCCCAAACAUCAACGGCAUACGCAUUAUAAUUGCCCAGUUUGUGAUGAAUGCGUGAUAAACGGACAGCGUGUUUGGGAGGGUCGCGACGUGCGCAUCCCGGAGGAGCCGUGCUUGUCGUGUCGCUGCGUGCACGGCGCGCUCUCCUGCGCAAAGCGCGCCUGCCCUGUGCUGCCGUGCUCGCGCGCGCAGCAACACACGCCGCCCGGAGAGUGCUGUCCCCGCUGUACUCAUCCCACGUCCGAUAAGAUCCUACCGACUUCAGGUUCGACACCAUUCAAGCCCAAGCCGUGUAUCAUUGGGAAGGAGUACCAUCGCCACCAGAUCCCGUUCCGGGUGGAUCCCUGCACAGACUGCACGUGUCUGAACGGCACUGCGGUGUGUACGAGACACACGUGCCCGGUGCUGACGUGUGGGGCGAGAGCGCUGCCGCCUGCGCCGGGGAAAUGUUGCCCCGAGUGCCCGCAAGUCGAGGAAGCUAAAGCCGCUUGUAUUAUCGGAAGGAAAACUUAUCAGGAUGGAGAAACGUGGCAACUAGAUGCUUGCAAGUCCUGCGAAUGUCACAAUGGUGAACCGCGCUGUGCCAUGGAACGAUGUCCAGUGCUAACCUGUCCGCCUGACCAGACUCUGCGUCAGCUGCCCGGACAGUGCUGCCAGAAAUGCGUCGACAUCGAUGGAAUCUGUACUGUGUUCGGUGACCCACACUAUAAAACUUUCGACGGAAAGUUCUAUAGUUUUCAGGGGUCAUGUAAAUACCAACUUGCUUCGGAUUGCGCUAACGGCACGUUUUCUAUCAGGAUAUCUAAUGAUGCCCGAAAUACUUCGCACUCGUCUUGGACUCGAACUGCUACUCUCAGAAUAGGUGCCACCAAAAUUAAUAUGGGGAAAAAGAUGCGAAUAAAAGUCAACGGCCGAAGAGUGCCCUUGCCGCACAGAAUUGAUGGCGUAGCAGAAAUAGCUCGCAGUAAUGGAUCUGUUCUCUUGAAGGCUGAUAUUGGCAUACAGAUGCUGUGGGAUGGUGACGGCUUUCUGGAAGUGACAGUAUCAAGUGUGUACAAAGGAAAAUUAUGUGGUCUUUGUGGUAAUUUCAAUUCAGUGGCUAGAGACGAUAUGAAAACCCGUGAUGGCAGGCUACUCAACGAUACUUGGAGGUUUGGAUCUUCUUGGCGAGUUGGUGGAACUCGCGCGUGUACAAGACGUCAGAAGCGACCCGGCACGAAUAUGUAUCGUCAAUCAAAACUGAUGAAGGCCCGACGAUUGUGUAGAGGAUUCGUGCGAUACGAGGCUUUCACUGAUUGUACCAUGAAGUUAAAUCCUCAUAACUAUCAGGAAGCUUGUGAAGUUGAUGCUCGCAGUUGUUCGGGGACGCGCUGUCACUGCGCAGCGUACCGGGCGUACGCGCGGGAGUGCUCGCGCCUGGGCGCGGAGCCGCUGGAGUGGGAGAGGGGCGCGUGGUGCGCGGGCCCGCCGCCGCCGUGGCUGGGGCGCCACCGCAAGCGCCCCGGCCGGCCCGCCGCGCGCCCCGACACCGGCCUGCUCGACCCCAGCGCCGUCACCAAGCCUAACAACCGCUCCCGCCCGCCGCCGCCCAUCCUACACUGAUGUGUGUCGUGGCGAAGCUUCUACUAGUCAAAAGCCAGUGUGGCGACGUGAGAGUAUUAUGAAUAUUUCGCAACUGGACUGUACUUGGGUUGCGUCUGAAAGACACAGCCAGCUUUAAAAGGAAUGAAGAUCUAUCUACUUAACAGUAUUCAUAAAACUAUUUCUAGUUAGGUAAACAAGAAUAUAAUAAGUAAGACCACCUGUAUAGCUCACUAUUGCCUCGCCAACCCGACCAGCAUUCUGUCGCUCAUUCCUUAGAAUAACACUUAACCAUUUGGAUCGGAAUACAGUUUGCUAAGCAGCUCGAUGUCAGCUAGGAGGUAGACCCCUCGCACCUAUCGCAUUGCAGGGCACUCGGGCUCUAGCGCAUGCUGUUUGCUGGUUGUUAAUAUGUGAUAAGCAAACACUAUGUUUUCAUUAAUAAAAAUAAAUUUAGUAAUUUAUUGCACUGUUAUACUAAACGUUUCUGUAAAAUGUGAUAAUUAGCUUUGAAUGUUCAGGCAAGGGAGGGACGUUUGGUUAAACAUAGUUCAAAUUGAGAUCUCAUCUGUAGGUAGUUCUUUACGAAAUCUUAGAUAAAUCUAGCUAUCCGAAGCCAAGAUGCUAAAGAGAUUGUGAGAGAUAUGUAUAGAUGUACAUAUGUAACACGUUAUGCGUUAAACAUUGUAACAGUAAGGAAGAAUAGCUGUAAUGUUUUAAUCGAAGACUCUUUGUAAAGUUUAGUUGUUAAAUACGUUACCAAUGAAUUUUAAUAUUUGACUUUGAUGUAUGUAAAAAUAAUUAUUUAGCUGAAGAAAUGUAAUGUGUGUCUAUAAGGUAUUUAUCGCUUCGCACAUAAGCAUGUGUGACGUCAAAUUUUAUGUUUCUUACGCAAUGCCAAGUGCCAUCAUAGGCGGCUAAAUCCACUAAAUUGUGAUAAUAAUAUCUGUCAAUGCCUCAUUGUUUACGACUAUAGCUUACUUAUACAAUAUACUUACUUUGUAUUAUAUGUAUGUGGAUGUCCUCUCAAAUGUGAGUAAUAACUAGUAAUGUUUCAAUAUAUUCCAGAAUAUAAUGUAUAAAGGGUGCUUCACUGUUUCAUAAAGCACGAACUCUGUCUUUGCGACGGAACCGGCUUCUGGGACUUGGUAACAAGCCAAUAGAUACAAUAUACUUUAAUCUUGUAAUAUUUAUUUAGUUGUUACAUUAUUAUGUUCCGAUUGUAAAAAGCCGCUUGUUUCUCUACGUACUCUGAUAACAGUUCAAGACUCCUUUACUAAAUAACUAUUACGUACAACUUAUUUCGUAUUAUUAAGCAGGGUCUACGUUUUAUGUAGGCUUUUAAGUUAUUUAAGAGAUUUAUUUGAUAUAAUUAUUUUUGUAAGAAAAUUUUAUGUUUUGCAAAUGUGUCCGAAUGUUAUUUAACACCUGUACCAUGUGAAUAAUUUGAAAGAAUCUUAUUGAAUAAUGUAAAAUUGCAUUUAAUUUAAAUAUGAAUUUUAUCUUCUUAACAGAAUACUUAGAUGAUAGUAGGUAUAAAAAUGCCAUACAAAAAUAAAUUUAAUGUCUAUGUCAAAGAAUGUGAAAAUGUGCUAUUUAUAAAUGUGUCAUAAAAUAUUGAAAAUCCUCGAUGUAAGCGUAUAUUUAGUACUGACCAGAGGUGGAGUAAUGUUAUGGAUGUGAGUUACUUACUUGGCGUUUCUGGUUAUAAGAAAAACGAUGAACAAAGAAUUACGUAAUAAAUAAUUAUUAUUGAAA